Messenger RNA from Trichomonas vaginalis G3, 2244 nucleotides. RefSeq names its product leucine-rich repeats (6 copies)-containing protein. Bases 1 to 2244 code for a protein of 747 amino acids. NCBI's taxonomy places the organism in Eukaryota, Parabasalia, Trichomonadida, Trichomonadidae. The transcript has a single exon. The record is from RefSeq and is a predicted model, not a curated record.
AUGGCGAACUGUGAUUAUCAAACAAUUACUGACAUUUAUGUUGGCGAAGGAUGUUCAGCAUUCACAAGUGGCGUAUUUUACAAUUUUGUUAAUCUUAGAAAUCUUUACCUAACUUCGACUCUCCAAACAACUACGGGUGGAGAUACAAGAUAUUGUUGGAACUUUGCAAACAUUUAUUUACCAUCUGAAAGCCAAUAUCUUGAAUUAGAUCAAUAUGGUGCAUUAUAUACCAAAGGUAAAGAAAGAUUAAUCAGGUUACCACCAAGAAAACCAAGCUACACUUUUCCAUCGCAAACAAAGAUAAUUGGAGAACAAGCAUUUCAAGGAUGUGGAGUAUUACCAUCAUUAACUAUACCCAAAACAAUUGAAACUCUAAAUUCCGGAUUUCUUUAUGAUUCAGGUGGAAUUAAGAGUGUUUACUUCGAAAGCGGCUCUCCAAUUACCACAAUUACUUAUUUUUCAUAUGCAUCAGGCAUGACAUACAUAUUAUUAGCAAAAACCGUUACUACUAUCGCUGCAUCAGCAUUUGAUCACGCAAUUCAUCUAAAAACCGUCAAUUUUGAGAGUGGUUCUAACUUACAAACAGUUAAUGCAGGUGCAUUUGCCUAUACAGUUAUAGAAAGAUUCACUUUUCCACCAAAAUGCACAACAAUUUUAAAUUCUAUUUUUAAUCCAUGCACAACAUUAAAUUACGUAUAUAUUCCAGCAUCAUUAGUUAAUAUUAAUACUCAAGCAUUUGCAGGAGCUCCAAAUAUUCAAACUAUUCAAAUUGAUUCUAAUAAUGCGAAGUUUACUGUUCAAGAUUCUGCGACAUUGAUGUUAAAAGAUAAGACAAAGUAUUUAUAUAUUCCUCCUUCAAUCAAAUCAUUCACUAUUGGAAAAGAAGUUGUUGAAUUUGGUUUAACAAUUUUCCAAACAUGUUCUCAAUUGACAUCAAUUACUGUUGAUGCAAACAACAACAAUUUUGUUGCGUUGAACGGAAUAAUUUAUACAAAAGGAUAUUUAAAAGCUAUUGCUUGCAUUGGAGGAAUGACAUCAGCAACAACAAGAUCAGAAUGCCAACAAAUUGGAGAUUAUUGUUUUUAUAAUUGCAAAUUAUUGACAUCAAUUACAUUGAAUGAAGGAAUUAAAUCUCUUGGACAAGAAUCAUUUGAAUACGUAAAUGUUAACACAUUAAAUAUCCCAUCAUCUGUUGAAUCAAUCGGAUAUUUAUGUUUUUGGUAUGCUACAAUAAAUACAGUCAAAACAAAUGGAAAUGGACCAAAAACAAUUAGUUCCAAAGCAUUUAUGAAUUGCCAUAUUAACUCUGUUAACUUUGGAUUGAAUUUAAAUUCUAUGGGUGAUCAAGCUUUUUCUACUUCACAAAUUGUUUCUGUUACAUUUAAUGAUAAUUGUCCAAUGAAUAGAAUCUAUUUCCAAUCAUUUAUUAAUUGCCCUUCAUUUAAAUCUGUCAGAAUUCCAAAGAAUGUUUUGCACAUUGAAGACAGAGCUUUUGAUCAUUGUACAUCAUUAACUGAUGUAACAUUUGCUACAGGAUCCCAACUGAAUUAUUUAGAAACAAUGUGUUUUAGAGCAACAAAAGUUAAAUCAAUUUCUUUUCCAACAACAUUGAAUUAUUUAGGUGCAAAUGCAUUCAGUGAAUGUCCAUUAUUAAGUUCAGUGACAUUUGCACCUGGAACAAAUCUGCCAACACUAGCUGGUGGUGUGUUUAGAUCUUGUACAUCGUUACCAACUGUAACAAUUCCUUCUACUGUAACGAACUUCGAUCCAUCAACAUUCGUUUUCUGUUCUAAUCUCUUGUAUAUCAAUGUUCCAACAGAUAAUGUUAAUUAUUGUAGUAAUGAUGGUGUUGUUUAUACAAAGAAUCAAGAAAAGUUAGUUUGUUGUCCAGGAGGUAAAGUUAGUGCAUUGAUCUUCAAAUACAUCAUUAUCAUUGGAUCAAAUGCAUUCUAUGGCUGUUCUAAACUGCAAACAUUAACAUUUGAGAAAGGAUGUCAAUUACGAGAAAUCCAAGAUGGAACAUUCUAUUCAUGCACAGUAUUGUUGAGAGUUGAUCUUCCAACAUCACUUCAAACAGUUCAACAGAAUGCAUUUGCAGGAUGCACAUUAUUAUCAGUGAUCACAUUCACCGAUUAUGCACUUGCCGAUUUAGGUGCAGACUCAAUCUUUGCCGACUGUGUUAGUUUGACAACUAUCACAUUUGGACGAUUCUGUGCACUCCAACAUCUUCAGGAACUGUGUUAA